AUGAAAAAUAGAUUCCUACAACUUAAAUAAAAACUUAAUAAUUGGAAGUGGAUUGAAUGUCAAGUAACUCUCCACUCUCUAACUAAUUAACAAGAAUCCUAUCGUCUUCUUGAAACCAACUAUAAAAUUAUGUAAGAGUAAAAUUGUUGA
Paramecium tetraurelia is the source of this 150-nucleotide messenger RNA. RefSeq lists its product as uncharacterized. The record is from RefSeq and is a predicted model, not a curated record. The transcript has a single exon. NCBI's taxonomy places the organism in Eukaryota, Ciliophora, Oligohymenophorea, Peniculida, Parameciidae.